UCUCUUUCUCCCUCUCUCUCUCAACGUUCUGCAACUUUCGACAUCUCUCUCUCUCUCUCUCUCUCUCUCUCUCUCUCUGAGCUUAAGGGCAAGUUUUAAAUGGUUGCGUGAAGCAGACGUUUGGAAUAUCAGUGCGAGUGUGUUUUUUUCUGGGCAAAGAGACUCAGAAGCUCGCACAGAACAACGCCCAACACAGCCCGACCGUUGCUCCUCGUCAUAAUGGGCAAGAAAGAGCAGAAGGACAGCGCAAGAGUCGAAGCUGUUCUUCAACAGCUUCGAAAGCAAGCCCCACUCACUGUCAAACAGGAGAAGUUCUGCAACAGCGCUUGCGUGGAGAGGUUCCUGAAGGCGAAAGGUGACAGUGUGAAGAAGGCGGCGAAGCACUUGAGAGCUUGUCUCUCAUGGAGAGAGAGCAUAGGCAUUGAGAACUUGAUGGCCGAUGAGUUCUCAGCUGAACUUGCGGAAGGCGUUGCUUAUGUGGCUGGCCACGAUGAAGAAUCCCGACCAGUCCUGAUUUUUCGGAUCAAGCAGGACUAUCAGAAGUUCCACUCUCAGAAACUAUUCACCCGGCUGCUGGUGUUUACCCUAGAGGUCGCCAUCGGAACCAUGCCCAAGAGCGUGGAGCAACUCGUCCUCCUUUUCGACGCAAGCUUUUUCAGAUCGGCGUCGGCUUUUAUGAACACGUUGCUGGCGUCGCUGAAGAUACUGGGGGAGUACUAUCCGGGUCGACUUUACAAGGCCUUCGUGAUCGACCCGCCUUCUCUCUUCUCCUAUCUAUGGAAGGGAGUUCGCCCGUUCGUCGAGCUGUCGGCGGCGACGGUGGUGGUUUCAUCCCUGGACUUUGAGGAAUCGCUGGACUUCCACGACUUCUCGGCCUACCCGCGCGCCUCGUCCCUCCGGUUCGACCCGGAUUCGAUCCAAGCGGGGGCCAAGGUCGGGCCGUGCUCGUCCUCCCGCUUCUCCUUCACCGUAUCCCACCACUUCGACUCGCUCAAGCCGUGGUACCUCACAUUGACCGACUCGUCGGUUUCCAAGGUCGGGCCCACCAGCCCGUCCCCGCUGGGCCCCGCCCUGAUCUCCCCGCUGAACGCCCGCUCAUUCUCCUUUGCGUCCCCGGCUGCCAGGACGCCGCGUGGCAGCGGCGGCGUCAUCGGGGCGAGGAAGUCGCUCUUCCCGUCGACCCCGCUGCCCCAGAGGACGAGCGAGCCGGUCAAGGUCGCGCAGCCCCGGACACCGCGCCCCUCGUUCCUCCAAUCCCCGGCCAUGUUCUUCCACCACCGCAAGGAGUGCCAUGUCAGCCGGGCGGAGAAGUCGCGCGAGUCCUUCGUGCCCUUCCUCAAGUUCUACCGCAGGCCGUACGAUGAGAUGAUGUACCGGUCCAAGAUGAGGCCCCCGCUGGGCGGCCUGAUCUCAAUCAUCUCGCCCCACGUCAAGCGCCGCCACAUGUCGGUAUCGCAACGGUUCUGAGAGAGAAAUCGAGCCGAAAUGAAGGAAAAAAACAAAGGGUGACAAAGCUAGUGACGAAAUUUCAAAAGUUUGGGGAGUAUAUAUGUUUUUGACAGCUAAGUAUCAAUGUGAAGCUAGUAACAAUAAUUUUGACUA
This is a messenger RNA of Rhodamnia argentea, 1602 nucleotides long. RefSeq lists its product as uncharacterized. Lineage: Eukaryota; Viridiplantae; Streptophyta; Magnoliopsida; Myrtales; Myrtaceae. The transcript is spliced from 7 exons. The coding region runs from base 220 to 1467 and encodes 415 amino acids. The record is from RefSeq and is a predicted model, not a curated record.